Molecule: messenger RNA, 1668 nt
Organism: Owenia fusiformis
Lineage: Eukaryota; Metazoa; Annelida; Polychaeta; Sabellida; Oweniidae
Source: the annotation of a GenBank genome assembly
GUCGACGUCAACAAGUUUGAAGAAGAAAAUCUCUCAUGAUAUCCAACUAAAAGGUGGUUGACUAGAUGCUUUAUGGAGAACUCUAAAACGUCAUAUUACCAUUGAAUGAUGUCAGAAUACACUAGAUGAUGUCACACUACCUCUGAAUGGAGCCGUUUGUCCUGCAGCUCACACAAGUCAACUUCGACGCUGAUGAUACUAUAGAAUAUGAAAAACAAAGCCAUGAUAUUGAUUCUUUCAACAAUGUAGUACAUUACGACUCCCAACUUGUAAAAUCAGCUGUAUCCGAAUUUGACUUUGAUGAUGACGAUUUGCAACUCCAGCAGAAUGAGAAAGUUUGCAACAUGCACACCAUUAUGAAAUCGAGAAUGGAUUGCACUUAAAUGAGAGUACAACUGACGCCAUCUAUCAUCAUCCACUAUCGCCAACUCUAAUCGACACACAUUCUAAAUUCAUCAAUAAUUCGGGAAAGAAAAUGGAAAAACAGCACAGUGAUCAUCAUCACGGGGAGGUGAAAUCUCCUGGAAUAGAGGGGAAUUCCUUCUCAGCUUUUACAUCAACUACUGAUGCUUUAGCAUUAAGGAACUCUGUCAUAGAUAACCCUAACAUUGUGCCAGCUACUAACGAUGCCAUAGCACAAGCCAUUGCAGCUGCCCAGGCAAAGAUACAAGCAAAACAAGUAGAUGAUGAGGAUUCAAGCCACCAUACAUCUGAGCUAACAAAGACCCCACCAAAACACCAUAAUAAAGAGACCCCACCUGACCACCAUAACAAAAAUGAAAAUGUAAACCUCACAGAGGAACAUCAAAGUGCAAUACUGAUUGAUAGUGCUAAUGAACAAUAUGAAGGAGUGUACACUAAUGUAACAGGACAAUCAAAUGAGAUCAAUAUGGACAAAGGAAUAGCUAAUCAUAAAAUAACAACAAAUGAACAAUGUGAUACCAAGAAUCUACAAUGUGACACUCAGAGAUCACAUCGUGACACACCAAAUUCUCACGGAGAUGACCCUCUGACCCAUAAAUCAAAUACAUCUGAACAUACCAAUGAAAUAAACAAAAUACCCAGUGACACUUUUGAUAAAGAUGAAAAUGUCCUUAAGGAAACAACUCCAAUGACAUUUUAUCCUCAAAACAAAAGUAAUGCAUCAAAAAGUAAGUACGAUACUAUGCAGUCAUAUGACCUUAUAAGGGUUAGACCAGAGGAGAUCAUCACGACCACUGAAAGGGCUCCUUGGUUUCCUGGAAGGGCACCAACCGAAGUUCACAAAUCAAAUGAGAAAAAGAAUAAGAGCUCUUCUAAAAGAAGGAAAGCAAAAGCACGAAGAGACAGCAAUGAAAGUAAUGCUUCAGUAAAUUCAAGUAUCGUGGUAUCUGAUUCAGAUACGUCAGUCGUCUCUGAAUCAAAAUCAAAUUUAGAAAUUGAUACCGUAAGUGCCUCUUCAGUGAAAAACCAUGCUGAUGUGGCUAAAAGUGAUGUUGUUGUGAAUGAUGCACAAAGUGCAUUAGGACAAGAACCAAUUAAGACUCUUACUCAAGACCAACAUGUUGUGACUCAGAGUGCCUUAAACCAAUGUGUGGUGACUCAGAGUGGCUCAACUCAACAUGUGGUGACUCAGAAUGCCUCGGACCAACAUGUGGUGACUCAGAGUGGCUCAACUCAACAUGUGGU